Molecule: messenger RNA, 1863 nt
Organism: Tupaia belangeri chinensis (Chinese tree shrew)
Lineage: Eukaryota; Metazoa; Chordata; Mammalia; Scandentia; Tupaiidae
Gene: PTPN1
Product: protein tyrosine phosphatase non-receptor type 1
Exons: 10
Coding region: 117-1517 (466 amino acids)
Biological process (GO): peptidyl-tyrosine dephosphorylation; negative regulation of ERK1 and ERK2 cascade; negative regulation of PERK-mediated unfolded protein response
Cellular component (GO): early endosome; cytoplasm; endoplasmic reticulum
Molecular function (GO): protein kinase binding; non-membrane spanning protein tyrosine phosphatase activity
Source: RefSeq, a predicted model, not a curated record
CGGAGCGGGCGGGAGCCGAGGCUUGCAGCGGGCCUCGGGGCUGAGAGCGCGACGCGGCCUAGAGCGGCAGACGGCGCGGUGGGCCGAGGAGGAGGCAGCAACCGCCCUGGCCCGUCAUGGAGAUGGAAAAGGAGUUCGAGCAGAUCGACAAGGCCGGGAGCUGGGCGGCCAUAUACCAGGACAUCCGACAUGAAGCCAGUGACUUCCCAUGCAGAGUGGCCAAACUUCCUAAGAACAAAAACCGAAACAGGUACAGAGACGUCAGCCCCUUUGACCACAGUCGGAUUAAGCUCCAUCAAGAAGACAACGACUACAUCAAUGCUAGUUUGAUAAAAAUGGAAGAGGCCCAGAGGAGCUACAUUCUCACCCAGGGCCCUCUGCCCAAUACCUGCGGGCACUUCUGGGAGAUGGUGUGGGAGCAGAAAAGCAGGGGCGUCGUCAUGCUCAACAGAGUGAUGGAGAAAGGCUCGGCUGGCUUGGGCACUGACACAUUGGCCCCACCUCAGCAGCUUGUGACUAGCUCAUCAUCAAUGGAGGGAGGUGACAUGAUGACACUGGCCAAGACUUUUGAACAGCUGAAAUGUGCACAGUACUGGCCACAAAAGGAGGAGAAGGAAAUGAUCUUUGAGGACACCAAUCUGAAGCUAACAUUGGUCUCCGAGGACAUCAAGUCGUACUACACGGUACGACAGCUGGAGCUGGAGAACCUGGCAACUCAAGAAACUCGAGAGAUCCUACAUUUCCACUAUACCACCUGGCCUGACUUCGGAGUCCCUGAAUCGCCAGCCUCGUUCCUGAACUUCCUCUUCAAAGUCCGGGAGUCGGGGUCUCUCAGCCCGGAGCACGGCCCCAUCGUGGUGCACUGCAGCGCGGGCAUCGGGCGGUCGGGGACCUUCUGUCUGGCUGACACCUGCCUCUUGCUGAUGGAUAAGAGGAAAGACCCUUCCUCUGUGGACAUCAAGAAAGUGCUGCUGGAAAUGAGGAGGUUCCGGAUGGGCCUGAUCCAGACGGCGGACCAGCUGCGCUUCUCCUACCUGGCUGUGAUCGAAGGGGCCAAGUUCAUCAUGGGAGACUCCUCUGUGCAGGAUCAGUGGAAGGAGCUCUCCCAUGAGGACCUGGAGCCCCUGCCGGAGCAUGUCCCCCCACCUCCCCGGCCACCCAAACGGGUCCUGGAGUCACAUAACGGGAAGUGCAAAGAGUUCUUCUCGAACCACCAGUGGGUCAAGGAUGAGACUGAGGAGGACAAAGAUGACCACAUUGAGGAAGAAACCAGAAGCCCCUUGAAUGUACCCUAUAGCCCAGAAAGCACGAGUCAAGACACUGAAGUUAGAAGUCGGAUCGUGGGGAGAAGUCCGCAAGGCGCCCAGGCCGCCCACCCUGCCACAGGAGAGCCAUCGCUGCCCACGGAGGAGGCGGACCACGCGCUGGCUCCCUGGAAGCCCUUCCUGGUCAACGUGUGCAUGGCCACCGUCCUCACGGCCGGCGCGUACCUCUGCUACAGGGUGUGUUUCCACUGACCACGAGCGGGGACAGCGCGUGCAGAAGCACUGCUGCUAGCCGGGGCAGAAGUCGGUUCUGUGGAGCCUGAGCCUGUCUCAGAGGAGACAGGUCGAAGGUGUCUCGAGUCUGGACUGCGGAAGGGCUAACGAGAAGGAAGGGCUGGCGCACUGGGUUCCGAGGCGCCCUGUGGUCCCAAGGACGCUCGCGUCUAAUCUCAGGGCCUUAACCUAUUCAGGAGUAAGUAGAGAAAAUGCCAAAAACUUCUCUCUCUCAUCUUUCUUUUUCUUCCCUUUUUCUUUAGUUCAUUUGUUUUUGGAAAAAAAUAGAAUUACAACACAUUGUUGUUUUUAACCUUUAUAAAAA